AUGGCUGCUUCAUCCUUAUCCAAUCGCUCCUGUUUCUCCGGGAUUUCCUCCUCCUCCAUGAUUGUCCCAUCUCCUCUCCCUCGUGCCACGUCACCACUGAGCAGCACGAGGUGCACUGAUCAGCUUCCCGGUUUUCCGGAAGCGACCGCCGACUGUCGCAUUAGCAAAGGCUCUCUUAUAGGCACCCAAUUUGGACAACGUCCCUCCCUGUCUUUCAUUCUUCCGGUCCGCUCGUUACAGUCACGUUACGAACACUCACAGGCUCGGCGUCUCCCACCUGCGGGUGCUUACAGCGAUGGCAACCAACCAGGGUACCCCUAUUCCUUCACUCGCGUUCCUAACGAAGCGUCCUUUAGCGCGGACGGCUCGUGGCCGGAUAAUUUCAGAGUUUGGGAGAACGGCGGCGGAUUGGUCCACGUGGAGGCGGUGGUUGACAGCUCAGCAGUGAUCGAACCGUCCGCUGUGGUCCAUGCGGAGGCUCGGAUUGACGCGAAAACAAGGAUCGGAUCAGGGUCGGUGGUGGGGCCGUACGUGAAAAUAGGCGCGGAGACUACCGUGUGGUACAACGUGUCGCUCACGAAUUGCACGAUUGGGGAUCGCUGCGUCUUCCACAAUGGCGUGCAGAUUGGCCAGGAUGGGUUUGGUUUCUUCGUGGACGAAUCUGGCAGCAUGGUCAAGAAGCCACAAGUGAGCCUCACUGCACUCCUCUCCCAGACUUCUCUCACUGCACUCCUCUCCCAGACUUCUCUCACUGCACUCCUCUCCCAGACUUCUCCUCCUUGUCCUCCUGUCUUCGUCCCAACUUUCUCUCCUCUGGGCGACUAUGUGGUGCUGGCAGGGCAAGUGGGCGUGGCCGAUCAUGUCACCAUAGCAGAUAAGUCACCCAUUUCUGUCUCCCUUCAUGUCUCCCUGCAUGUCUCCCUGCAUGUCUCCCUGCAUGUCUCCCUGCAUGUCUCCCUGCAUGUCUACCUGCAUGUCUCCCUGCAUGUCUCCCUGCAUGUCUCCCUGCAUGUCUCCCUGCAUGUCUACCUGCAUGUCUCCCUGCAUGUCUCCCUGCAUGUCUCCCUGCAUGUCUCCCUGCAUGUCUCCCUGCAUGCCUCCCUGCAUGUCUCCCUGCAUGUCACCCUGCAUGUCUCCCUGCAUGUCUCCCUGCAUGUCUCCCUGCAUGUCUCCCUGCAUGUCUCCCUGCAUGUCUCCCUGCAUGUCUCCCUGCAUGUCUCCCUGCAUGUCUCCCUGCAUGUCUCCCUGCAUGUCUCCCUGCAUGCCUCCCUGCGUGUCUCCCUGCAUGUCUCCCUGCAUGUCUCCCUGCAUGUCUCCCUGCGUGUCUCCCUGCGUGUCUCCCUGCAUGUCUCCCUGCAUGCCUCCCUGCAUGUCUCCCUGCAUGUCUCCCUGCAUGUCUCCCUGCAUGUCUCCCUGCAUGUCUCCCUGCAUGUCUCCCUGCAUGCCUCCCUGCAUGCCUCCCUGCAUGUCUCCCUGCAUGUCUCCCUGCAUGUCUCCCUGCAUGUCUCCCUGCAUGUCUCCCUGCAUGUCUCCCUGCAUGUCUCCCUGCAUGUGCGCGUGGCAGCCAAGGCCGGAGUGGCAUCGGAUAUCAAGGAGCCAGGGGAGUAUGCUGGCUUCCCCAUGGUGCGCGUGGCAGCCAAGUCAGGAGUGGCAUCGGAUAUCAAGGAGCCAGGGGACUAUGCCGGCUUCCCAACGGGACUCCGCGCGGUCGACGCGCGGGGGGCAGCUGUCCGCGGGCGACCUGCUGGGCGGAGAGGAGCGCGUGGGCGCGCGGGAGCAGCGCGACGCUGCGUGGAGUGCGUGCGCGCUGACCGGGGAGGCGCUGAGAGAGCCAAUCGUGGUGUGCCAGCUCGGACGACUGUGAGGAGGGGGAGGUGGGGGGAGAGGGGAAGAGGGGGAGGAAAGGGGGGAAGAGCGGGAGGGAAGGGGGAGGGGCGGGAAGGGGGAAAAGGGGGAACAAAGGGCAGUGGCGGGGAAGGGAAGGGGGAACGAGAGGGAGAGGGAGGGACGAUGGGAGAGGAGAAUAAGAUUGGAAAAGAGAGUGUGGAACAGUGGCUACAACCGGGAGAGCGUGCUACAGCUGCUGCUGUGGCGAGCGGGGGUUGUUGCAGAGGAGAGCCACAAGCUUUGCUGUCCGUCCCUUCUCUCACUGAGCCCAACCAUUCCGGUCCCUCUAUACAUAUCCCCUCUCCACCCUCUCUCUCCCAUGCCGCUGCUUGA
Molecule: messenger RNA, 2220 nt
Organism: Closterium sp. NIES-65
Lineage: Eukaryota; Viridiplantae; Streptophyta; Zygnematophyceae; Desmidiales; Closteriaceae
Source: the annotation of a GenBank genome assembly